Messenger RNA from Erigeron canadensis, 2540 nucleotides. RefSeq lists its product as uncharacterized. The transcript has 13 exons. NCBI's taxonomy places the organism in Eukaryota, Viridiplantae, Streptophyta, Magnoliopsida, Asterales, Asteraceae. Bases 81 to 2216 code for a protein of 711 amino acids. The record is from RefSeq and is a predicted model, not a curated record.
UCGAAGAUGGUCUCCGGUUAGCGAAGCGUAUAUAUUACGGUAACGACAGAUCCGUCGCAGCCCCUAGGCCCGUGACCCAUAUGGAGAAAAAUACAAGAUCAUUGUAUCCGACGUCUCCUAUGGUUUAUGCAGUUAUUUGGAAUCCGAGUAUUGUUGAUAAUCCGGAUAUGCCCAGUUACCAGCCUCAUGUCCAUGGACGGUGUUACCCGCCCGCGUUGAUUCCUCUUCAAAUGAACGGGAUUUCGUACGAGGUGGAGUGUUUUUUGGACACGGCGUUUGUCACGAUGAGUGGUUCGUGGCGGGUGCAUUGUGUUAUGGGCAAUGAGAAUUGUAGUUGUCGUGUUGCGGUUCCUAUGGGUGAAGAGGGUUCAAUUCUAGGUGCGGAGGUUGAAGUGGCAAGAAAAUCGUACUCAACUCAACUAGCUCGGAUUGAUGAAAACAGUACUGCGACACGAAGUGAAGCCAAGCCUGAAGUCGGAGGCCUUCUGAAACCUCACAUCUUUACUUUGACAAUACCACAGGUUGACGGUGGCUCAAAUCUUUCAAUCAAAGUUAGAUGGUCACAAAAGAUAAUGUAUAAAGAUGGCGAGUUCAUAUUGAGUCUACCUUAUAGUUUCCCUGAGUAUGUUACCCCUGCAUCAAAGAAACUCCCAAAAAGGGAAAAGAUACAUCUGAAUAUUAAUUCUGGUCUGGCUACUGAGGUUGUGUGUGGCACAACUAGUCAUCAUCUUAAGGAACGAAAACAAGAACCAGGGAAGUUGGAUCUGUUGUAUGAAGCACAGGUUAUUACAUGGUCAAAUACAGAUUUUGUCUUUAAGUAUCAUGCGUCUACAACCCAUCCAUUUGGGGGUGUCCUUUUGCAGUCUCCAUCAACAACCAGUAUUGAUCAAAGAGAUACGUUUUCCUUGUAUCUAUAUGCAGGACCUGAAAUGAGUAGAAAGGUGUGCAGGAAAGAAGUUCUUUUUGUUGUCGAUAUAAGUGAAAGCAUGAAGGACAACACAAUUGAGACUACUAAGCAUGCUCUAAUUGCAGCACUUUCAACGCUUGACCAAGAGGAUUUGUAUGGUAUAAUUGCAUUUAACGAGCAAACUCAUUUAUAUUCAUCAACCUUAGAGUUGGCAACAGAAGAAUCCACCACAAAUGCAACCGAAUGGAUUGACACGAAUUUUAUAGCUGGUGGUGGUACAAACAUAUCAAUUGCUCUAGAUCAGGCCUUAAAGAUGUUCUCUGGAACCAGUAAAUCCAUUCCAAUGGUUUUCUUUAUUACUGACGGGGCUGUAGAAAAUGAGAGGCAAAUCUGUGACGUCAUGCAGAGGCAACUACAAAAGAAAGGAUCAGAACUGUGUCCACGUAUUAACACGUUUGGUAUAGGUUCAUUCUGUAAUCAUUACUUCUUGAGAAUGCUUGCAAUGAUUGGCAAGGGCCAUUAUGAUGCUUCUUAUGAAGCAGAAACAAUUGAAGAUCGCAUGCAGGCGUGGUUUUCUAAAGCCUCUUCCAUCAUGUUGGCCAACUGUGUAAUUGACGGUCUAGAUGACCUUGAUGAUCUGGAAAUCUACCCUUCAACCAUUCCGGAACUCUGCUCUGAAAGGCCAUUGAUGAUAUCUGGGCGAUACAGGGGUGAUUUCCCUGAAAGACUGAAAGCUAAGGGCAUCCUUCCAGAUAUGAGUAACUUUACUAUCGACAUACAUGUACGACAGGCAAAUGACAUACCUCUUGAAAAGGUCCUGACAAGGAAAGAGAUUGAAGCAUACACCACCCAGGCAUGGCUUUCACAAGAUAAAGAGCUUGAGGAGAAGGUAGCAAAAAUCAGCCUAGAAACUGGCAUUGUGUCUGAGUAUACACAUAUGAUCUUAUUCAAAACAGAACCACAAAAUAGACCUUCCAAAUCUCGAAGAAAACAGGGGAAAAAGGAUGCUGAUUCUGUGGAAAUAGGUACCAAAACAGAAAUGAUUAACGUGUUGCACCACAUCGGGCUAGGUUUUGGCAGUGUGGUUGCAACCGAUGAAAACAUCCCUCCAGGUUUUGGACCAAGGCCACCCACUCAAGCAGAAGUUCUUGUUAGAGUGGCCGGUAACUGUUGCGCAGACGCAUGUAGCAAGUGCUGUUGCAUGUGUUGCAUUCAAGCUUGUUCACGAAUCAACAACCAAUGUUCGGGCAUUUUGACCCAAUUAUGUGGUGCCUUGACUUAUGUCGGCUGCUGUGAAUGUUGUGACUAAAGCUGAAAAGAUCAGUGCAAUUAUACUCACAAAACAAUCCGAGUUUGAAGCUAAGUUAUGGUGUGCUUCGUUGCAAAACAGAUACAAAGGCAACAUUGUCAAAAAGAAUGCAAGACUAACAUGUAACUAUGUAAGAAGGCAUUGACAGCCGCUCGGAAUUGCAAGAUUGAAACUAUUUACUAAGGAAUCAAGGAAUCAGUUGGCUUGUAAAAAGAACUCGGAUGCCUAGUAUUAUUUAUAACGGUUACAAUGACUAAUUUCAUUGGAUGCUAUUACUAAGUUACCAAAAUAAUAUGUACAAUUUAACUUGCCCAAAACUGUUUU